Molecule: messenger RNA, 2865 nt
Organism: Rhododendron vialii
Lineage: Eukaryota; Viridiplantae; Streptophyta; Magnoliopsida; Ericales; Ericaceae
Exons: 7
Coding region: 1-2865 (954 amino acids)
Biological process (GO): DNA integration
Molecular function (GO): nucleic acid binding
Source: RefSeq, a predicted model, not a curated record
AUGAAAAUGCUUGAGCGUCCUUGGUCAAUCACUUUCACCGAGCAAGAUCUUCAACGCGUCCAAACACCCCAUAGUGACGCUCUGGUGAUCACUGUGCAAAUCUCAACUCACUCCGUCAAAAGGGUGCUUAUUGAUCAAGGAAGCUCGGCAGAAGUAAUGUACUUAUCUCUCUUCAAGGAGCUCAAAAUCCCAAAGUCGUGCCUUCUCCCAGCAGAAGUACCUUUGAUUGGAUUCAGCGGCACUCCAAUUUGGCCUCUCGGAAGGAUUACCCUCCCCGUUGUUACGGGCUCGGUUGCUUCUAAUCUAGACGUAGGUUUGCCCCAAGCCGAGAGUGAAGAAACCUUGCAGUUCCUGAAGAGCAACAUUGAAGUUUUUGCUUGGACGCCGUACGAUAUGCCAGGCAUCGACCCGAAGCUCAUCCAGCACUCACUCAACGUUUCAAAAUCAGCAAGGCCUGUGAUUCAAAAGCCUCGGCGGUCGGCCACAAUUCAUGCCGAAGCAGUAAACGAAGAAGUGGACAAACUCCUCGAGGCUGGUGCCAUUAAAGAAGUGCAAUACCCCACUUGGCUCGCAAACCCUGUGGUGAUUGAUCAAUUGGUAGAUGCAACAGCGGGUCACGCUCGGCUGAGUUUCUUGGAUGCCUAUAGAGGUUACCACCAGAUAGCCAUGGACCCCAACGACAUGGAGAAGACGACAUUCAUCACCCCCAGGGGCCUCUUCUGCUACCUUGUUAUGCCGUUCGGUCUUAAGAAUGCGGGGGCCACAUUUCAAAGAAUGGUAUACCUAUUGUUCGGACUGCUCAUCGGCAAGAUCAUGGAAGCCUAUAUUGACGAUAUGGUCGUCAAAAGUAUCAAAGCCGAGAACCACCUCUCUCAUCUUGCCGAGGUCUUUGCAAUACUCAAAAAGUACAAGCUACGGCUAAAUGCCGACAAAUGCGCCUUCGGAGUUAGUUCCGGGAAGUUCCUCGGUUUUCUGGUCACUCGGCGCGGAAUAGAAGCAGAUUCGAACCAGAUCUCAGCUAUUCAGCAGUUAAAACCACCUUCAACUCCUCGGGAAAUUCAGAAGCUAACAGGGAUGGCAGCGGCCCUCAAUAGGUUUAUUAGCCGCUCAUCAGAUAAAUGCCACGUCUUCUUCCAAACUCUUAAAAAGCAAAGCCGACGAAGUUUCAAGUGGACGGAAGAUUGCGACGCAGCCCUAACCGAGCUGAAGUCUUAUCUUUGUUCGGCCCCUCUUCUCGUCAAACCAAAAGCUUUUGAAACUCUCCAUCUCUACUUAGCUGUCUCUCCACAUGCUGAGCACCCCAUCAUAGUUCUCACGGCGUUUCCACUUAAAAAUCUCUUGAGGAAGGCCGACCUAUCAAGUAGAGUAUCUCAGUGGGCGGUCGAAUUAGCAAAUUUUGAUAUCCACUUUGAGCCUCGAACAACAAUCAAGGCCCAAGUAUUGGCAAACUUCAUUGCUGAAUUCACCCCCGGAAGCCCGGACGAAGAAGCAUUGGUUAAGCCUAAUUAUGGCAUGCUAGAACAACAAGAGGCUCGGACAACGUGGAACUUAUUCAGUGGAGACGUCUGGAAGUUACACGUUAAUGGGGCAUCAAACAGCAAUGGCGCGGGUGCAGGGGUUGUCCAUCUGAUCGUCAAUCAAGGAUUCCACAUCGAACAGAUCAACAGAGAGAAAAACGCUCAUGCCGACGCUCUUGCAAGUUUGGCCUCGGUAAGCAAAGCAUCCGAAUAUAGACACAUCAGCCUCGGCGAGAUCCACCAGCCAAGCUUUGAAGUCUCGGAAGAAGUGUUCAGCAUUUCCCUCGGCCCUAGUUGGAUGGAUGAAAUUGUCUCGUUCCUCAAAGAUGAUACGCUACCCUCUGACAAAAAGGAGGCCCACCGUGUACGCAGCAAAGCAGCCUACUAUUGGAUCUCUGAGCACGGCCAACUCUACAGGAAAAGCUUCACAGGGCCAUAUCUUCGAGUUGUUCACCCAACCGAGGUCCCAAUUAUUUUGACCGAACUUCACUCUGGAAGCUGUGAUUGUCACUCCGGCGGGCGUUCCCUCUGUCAAAGAGCUCUCAGUCAAGGAUACUUCUGGAAAGGAAUGAAGAAGGAUUAUUACUUUUCAAAAUGGGUGAAAGUCGAGCCAUUAGUCACAACCACUGAAGCAGACGUUCGGCGAUUCGUUUGGAGGAACAUCGUCACGAGGUUCGGCGUGCCUUAUGCAAUUGUUUCGGAUAAUGGCUCCCAAUUCGUCGGCAAAGAGUUAACUGGACUCUGUGCUGAAUUCGGAAUUAGAUUCUUCAAUUCAACCCCAUCCUACCCCCAAGGCAACGGUCAGGCAGAAACAACAAACAAAACAAUCUGCGCUGGUAUCAAGCGUCGGCUAGAUUCCAAACAAGGAAAAUGGGCCGAAGAACUGCCUCGGGUCCUCUGGGCCUACCGCUCCACUCCAAGACGCUCCACCGGCCAAACUCCUUUUGCAAUGGCUUUCGUCAUGGAAGCUGUCAUCCCACUCGAAUCCAAGUUCCCAACCCUGCGCAUUAAAACUUUUGAUCCAGAAACCAACAAUGAUGCAGUCGCUACCGAGCUUAUGUUGGCCGAAGAAAAGCGGGAUGAUGCCCAGAUCAAAUUAGCUAACUAUCAACAGGAAGUUGCUCGGGGCUACAAUCGGAGCGUAAGGCUUAAGAAGUUUAGAACCGACGACUGGGUCUGGCAGAAGGUUGUCCGAGCCAACCAGAAGACUAAAUUCAAACCAAAUUGGGAAGGACCCUACAGAGUGAUAAGGGAGGUUGGCAAUGGCUCAUACAAGUUAGAAGACAAAGAAGGAAGGAAAAUUGAGAACCCAUGGAACCCUCUAAACCUCAUAAAGGCUUACCUUUGA